This is a messenger RNA of Blumeria graminis f. sp. triticale, 816 nucleotides long. NCBI's taxonomy places the organism in Eukaryota, Fungi, Ascomycota, Leotiomycetes, Helotiales, Erysiphaceae. The record is from the annotation of a GenBank genome assembly.
AUGUCGAGACCAUCAGAAGAAGACCAUCAACGCUUACUGGCCGUCCAUGAUCAGAUACCACCAGUACCAACGGCUCGCAGCAUAUCGCGCCGUUUUAUCGUCGGUCUGAUCCCAUUAUACUCUUUUUUCCUCCUCGGAUCGGGGGUUUGGAUAGGGAGAUAUUUAACCUUACAUCCCAAUAUUACAUGCUUGGAGUAUUCUCAAAAGUGGUCCCCAAUUAUGGAAGAGCUCGAUAAUUCAUACCAUACAGUCCAGUUCAAUGGCUCCCUUUUCAAGGAAAAUACUUUCCGUCUGCCCGCCGGCCCAGAGGUUGAUAAGGCCUGGGAUUCUCUAGGUAUAAAUUAUCGAGCAUUGGCUCUUCCAAAAAGCCAAGCAGCAAGAUCAGGUCUCUCGCCUGGACAGGUCCAGAUAAACCCUGCGUACGGCGGUGGGUUUCCAACAAAUGUUGAAGGCCUUCAUCAUCUCCAUUGCCUAAAUCUAGUUCGCCAAUCUCUUUACUAUAAUAUAGAAUACUAUCGUGCUCAGAAGAAAGGUGCCUUUGUCAAUGAUGAAAACGUCAUUCGUCAUCAUAUAUCACAUUGCCUUGACAUUAUCAGGCAACAGCUAAUAUGCACGCCAAACACCAGCCUAUUAGGUCAAGUCUGGUGGGAUCCGAAGGCGCCAAAAGCUUUUGUUGAUUUUAACACUGAGCAUGAAUGUAAAAAUUUUGAGGCCAUUCGAAGCUGGGCCGAGAAGAAGCAGAUCUCGGAACAUGUCCCCAAAGAUUUUUUGCUUCCUCCAAGGAGUAAAAAAGAUGUGUAUGAAGAAAUACCAUAA